UUUCAUGCAUGGUGCAUCAUUUAUCCUUGUUACUCACCGAAUGUUAAACAAGGAUAAAUGAUGCAUUACGCACAUCAUGAGUGAAAUGGAAUGUACCUUAGUAACGGAGCGCCAACUCACUUAUCGUACUGACGUACUAUAUAUAUCGUGAGAUAUCGUGUAUUUGUUAUCAAUGUGGAUUGUACUUUGUUCUCACCUACGCAACGAUUUUAUCGCUUGACUUUUGUGGAUAUUGCAUUCGUACUAUCAUACUACCGCAGUAAGUAUCCAGAUGUCUUUCGCGGGAAAAGUCGUCUUAAUAACAGGGGCCAGUUCAGGAAUAGGUGCUGCAACAGCUGUUCACCUAGCUCAGCUUGGGGCAUCGUUGUCACUAAGCGGACGUAAUAAGAACAAUUUAGAGAAGGUAGCUGAACAGUGUGGACAAUCCAAGUCAUUCAUCGUAACGGGAGAACUAACUAAUGAGAGCGAUGUGAAAAAUAUUAUCGAUUCAACGAUCAAGCAUUAUGGCAAAUUAGAUGUUUUAGUUAACAACGCUGGAAUUUUGGAAAGCGGUAGUAUAGAGACUACAAGCUUGGAACAGUACGACAAGAUUUUCAAUGUGAAUGUUCGCUCCGUAUAUCAAUUAACAACACUGGCAGUGCCACAUUUAAUCAAGACGAAGGGCAGCAUUGUAAAUAUCUCUAGCGUAAAUGGAUUACGAUCUUUCUCGGGUUGUCUGGCAUAUUGCAUGAGUAAGGCAGCCGUGGAUCAAUUUACACGUUGCGUUGCUUUAGAAUUGGCACCAAAACAGGUGCGCGUGAAUGCCGUAAAUCCUGGCGUUAUAAUAACAAACCUGCACGAAAACAGUGGAAUGAACAAAGAUCAGCUUAAAAGCUUUUUCGAGCGCGGUAAAGAAACGCAUGCUCUAGGAAGAACAGGCAACGUUUCGGAAGUCGCAAAGACUAUUGCAUUUCUAGCGAGCGACGAUGCUAGUUUCAUAACAGGAGCAACGUUACCUGUGGAUGGAGGUAGACAUGCCAUGUGUCCUCGCUAAAAAUCUUAAGCCAUCUGUAUAAAUGAUAUACAGUAUAUA
This is a messenger RNA of Mycetomoellerius zeteki, 1072 nucleotides long. Its product is annotated as 3-oxoacyl-[acyl-carrier-protein] reductase FabG-like. The transcript is spliced from 4 exons. Gene Ontology annotation, molecular function: oxidoreductase activity. Lineage: Eukaryota; Metazoa; Arthropoda; Insecta; Hymenoptera; Formicidae. The record is from RefSeq and is a predicted model, not a curated record. The coding region runs from base 272 to 1033 and encodes 253 amino acids.